AAAUACAUGUAAUAUAAAAAAAAAGGAAGAUGCUGGUGAUGUGUGUGUAAGAACCCGCUUCACAUUCACACUGAGUUUUUUCUGGAACUGCCCUAAUGCAUUUGUUGAAGCCAAGGAGAAGAAUGGCAGCAUUCAGUCUUUAUGGUACAGAGGGAUUAAUUUAAGAAUAAAACACUCAGCUUGUGAGCUUUUUGAACUGAAUAAACCUUGAAUAUGCAACCUGCAGUUUUAAACUAAAAUGGGGGAAGUACCACUGAGCAAUCCUGGAAUGUCUUGGAUUGGAAGCUACCUUACAGAUCAUCUAGCUCCAACCCAUUGCCACCCACUCAAUUAGGUCAGAUCAGCGUGGAUCUGCUCUGAGCAGGGGACUGUGUUAAGUAACCUCUUGAGGACCCUUCCAAAGCAAGUUAUCCCAUGGUUCCGUGAGACCAUAGAAUCCAGAAGAACCAGUGCUCUCUUGCAACACGGUGCUUUUUCAGAUAUUUCUUGCUGCUCACUGUGUCACAGAACUCACAGGGAACCAUGCACAAACAAGCAUCAGAAAAGCUUACCAAAAUACUAUGGAUAAGAACUUGGAAGAUGAGCAGUUUACUGGAGUGAUUAAAUUCAUGCCACCAUUAUACAAACAACGUUAUGAGUUUGUUAAAGAUUUAGUGAGGAAAUACAAGCCAAAAAGGGUGGCAGAUUUAGGAUGUGCCGACUGUACGCUUCUCUGGAUGCUGAAAUUCUGUAGCUGCAUCGAAGUGCUAGCUGGGUUAGAUAUAUGUGCGACUGUGAUGAAAGAGAAAAUGCAUAGGUUAACUCCUCUUCCUGCUGAUUAUUUGGACCCAUCUGAAAGAUCCCUAACUGUGACUUUGCAUCAAGGCUCAGUUGCUCAUAAAGAUUCCUGCAUGCUUGGUUUUGACUUGGUAACGUGCAUUGAGCUAAUAGAGCACCUGCAAGAAGCGGAAGUAGAGAAAUUUCCUGAAGUGGUGUUCGGUUUCAUGGCUCCAAGCAUGGUUGUGAUCAGCACUCCAAAUGCAGAGUUUAAUACGUUGCUUCCAGGAGUGACAAUUUUCAGGCAUCCAGACCACAAAUUUGAAUGGGACCGAGCACAGUUUCAAAGUUGGGCUCAAGAUACUGCUAAACGCUAUGAUUACUCGGUGGAAUUCACGGGUGUAGGGAACCCCCCAGCAGGAAUGGAAGAUGUUGGGUUCUGUACCCAAAUAGGUGUAUUUGUUAAAAAAUACCCUCAAACUAGAGAACCUGUGAAGUGUGAGAAACCCAAUGAAGCAGCUUACAAAACUGUCUUCAAAGCAGUGUAUCCAAGCCUUAAAGAUGAGAAGUACCUGCAGAACGCGGUGGUCAGUGAAGUUAUGUUCAGAGCAGAAAUCAUUAAGCAAAGUCUGCUGGACCACCUAAUGUCAGAAUAUGAAGACUAUAAUGAUGAUCCUACAGAGAGGAAAGUGAAACUGCAAUGUUCAGUGAACUGUUUUUCAGAAGAUUUUGAGACACUGGCUGUUGAAAAAAGCAUGGAGCCAUUUGUCAGUGGAAACGUGGUCUAUAUACCUCUCAGAAAACUUUUUUCUUUUCCUAAAGUCAAGCAGCUCUGUGGCACUUUUGAGAACUUUUGCAGGCUUAUUACUGGCAAGGUCACACUGAACAGUGAUCAUUCUGCUGUGAUGCUCAAUAUUGAAAAUGAAGAUGAAGAGAGUUAGAUUGGUUUUCUUACUUCAGGUCAAGUAAUGAAAGCACUGAUUUUAGCAGCUGUAGAUUGGUGCAUUCUGUAUGCUAACUGGAAACAUAAACGGCUCAGAACGUAUCUGUCAGCUUUAUUUUUUCCAUGCACACCAAUGUGGCCCCAGUUUUGAUAACUUGUAUUUUUGUGCCAUCAGAGGUGGUUUGAGUCUGCAGUUUGUAUCUCACAGUGUCUUUGGUGGCUUGGAAUGAGCAAGUAUCAAUGUAACUAACUUCGUGUCUGUGGAAUGUGUUUUACACCUUCGUGGAAAUUAAAAAACAACCAAAAAAAACUCUACAUACUGUCUCUUAAAGAGAAUGGCUACAUUAUGUUUCCUACAGUUUUGGCAGUAAAGAAAGGAAAGAGACAGCUGUAAUUCAGAAUAUCUUGCUUACCAUAUACAGAAGACCUACUUGGAACAGAUAAAUUUAAAUUGAAACUACAUAUUUUUACUAAAAUAAGUUAACAAUUUUGUGUGCCAGCUUUCCAUUUGCUUAAAUCAGUGUUAAAGUUCUCUUUGAUGUAUUGAAUUCAUGGUCUUUUCACGAGGUUUAGCCCUCCCACAGGACACACUGUGUACAGCUGUUCACUGUCGUGAUACUCUUCUGAUGAUUAUGUCUUCCUAGUGUCACAUUUAAACUUGACACUUGAAACUGAUGGACACCAGUUUUGCAGUCUGAAAUCAGGAUGAUGAAGUUUAUGAAAAUCAGAUGUUAUAAAUUAUGUGUGGUAACGUUACUGACCAGGAGGUGGCACGUGCAUCGACAGACAUACCAACUUCAGGAUCCUGAAGCAAGAGAUACCUGUUAGUGUCAUGAGGACUGUAGAAAAAUUAACCAGCAGGUACAAUAAUGAACAUUUUACUGAUUUGGCAGGAAAAAUAAAACAACUCAGUGAGAGCGACAUGAGUGUCUGGGUAGUGACCUAGGAGAUAUGAUUUAGUAGCUUUCUGUAGGUAUGGUAAAGGGAGGAUGGUUGGACUAGAUGAUCUUGUAGGUCCUUUGCAGCCUUGUGAUUCUUUGAGUUACUUCUGCAAUUUUGUGUUACUUGGGUGUCAAAGUGAACAAAGGUUACAAGAAGCCUAAGAAGUUCUGUAAAACAGCCACAUUCAGCAUUGAGAAAGAGCUUAAGUGGAAUCAGACCCCGAAGGAGGGUUCAGUGUAUUCUGGCAUCAGAAACAAAGGAGAAAGCGGAGAAAGCACACAGGAAAAAAAGGUAAUAAUAAAAGCCAAGGGUGAAAUGCAGUAUAAGAGAGUACUCAAGAUAAAGGCAAUAACUUGACAGCUAUUGAACAUAUUAGUAGGGAUUGAUUUUGGUUAGAAUAACCCGACAAACUAGUUUUGACCAGCAUUUUAGAUGCAAAGUGAGCAAGUUCUACAAAUAAAUUGUAGAAGUAUUGAAUUAUUUAGAUACAAAACAAAACUAAAUACCUCAUUCAUUGAGCCUGAAGGAGUUAACUGCCCACCUCCCCAGCCUUUUUUCUAAUACAUAGUAGAGCCAAUACAUUUUUGAACUGUUCAAGUCCUGUCACAGGCAGGCUUGUAGGGUAAAAGGUUCUAUGUCGUGCUUGUUAAUGUGAUUUUGAUUAAUGAGUUUUGGAUCAUUAAGUUGGAUAAUGUGUAAUUAGGGCUAGUUACUGAUGCCUUCAUGUUGUUUUCUUCUAUUUAAAUUAAAUAGAAGAAACACAAGCUUCUGAAAGGCUUCUGAAAGAGUUUCUGAAAUGACAAAAGUUCUCAUGCAGUCUUUGCAUCUACUUCCUGUAUACCAUCACAUCUCACGCAGUACUGUAAGCAAACAAUUUGCUUGGACACUGUCUAAAUCAAAUGCACUGACACUAGCACAUACUUAAAUAAUAGGUCAAAAGAGAAGACUAUGAAAAAAAAAAAACACCUGCAAAGUAGCAUCAUACUUACUCCUAUAAUUGGUUAUACAUCUCUGAACUAGGGCAAAACCUUCUUUGCUAAGGUGCUUGUACCUUUCUAUUCACUUAAAGCUGAAACAGUAAUGUAACUUUAUGUUUUUAUAACAAGAAAGCAACACAAUGCAUUUUUAACAGAA
Molecule: messenger RNA, 3775 nt
Organism: Coturnix japonica (Japanese quail)
Lineage: Eukaryota; Metazoa; Chordata; Aves; Galliformes; Phasianidae
Gene: HENMT1
Product: HEN methyltransferase 1
Biological process (GO): piRNA processing; siRNA processing; RNA methylation
Cellular component (GO): cytoplasm; nucleus
Molecular function (GO): O-methyltransferase activity; RNA methyltransferase activity
Source: RefSeq, a predicted model, not a curated record